UUUGGUUUGUCGAUGAAUGGUAAAAAACUAACUGUUUGGUCAUUCUUUUAUAUAAGAUGACUCUUCUUCAACAAAUAAAUUGUGCCAAAACUCUCGAAUUUCUAACAUUGCCUAUAAUUUGUUUCAACAAAAAAGAAGAAAUAUGAUAACUCGCCACACUACCAAAGAAGAUAUUGCAAUUGUUGGAGCGUGGCUCACGUCACAAAGCAUUACGAAGAUCAAAGGCAUUAACGUUGAUGAAAGUAAUGAUUCUCGACGAUGAUUAUUAUUGAGAGUCUCCAAUGACGUGGCAAGGAGAUUUUUGGGCGAUUUUUUAGGGAAAAUUAUUUCUUCGCUUCUUCCAUGGCGGCCGACAAUCUUCUUCCUAGCAAUCCAUCUUCGAUUAGUAAUAAGAACAGGAAAUCAUCUACUUCUGUCAAUAACCCUGAAUUCAUUAUUGGGUCGAAUGAAUUUCUCCUGGGUGUUUCAGGAGCUAAAGUAAUUAUCCCAGGAACUAAGAAUAGUAGCUACAUCUCUUGCUUAUCAAAUCCGUCGAUCAAUUCACCUUCGUCGUCAAUUAAGCUAGUGUAUGAAGAACCAAUUUCAGAGGACGAUUCAUCUUUUGCUGCUUUUACUUCAGAUCCAAUUCCCAUGAUUAAUGGUACAUCCAAAGAAGUAGAAGAGGGAACUGAAGUUGGAGGGAAAACAUCUAUUCCUUUGGCAACCGGCGAAGCAACAUUGGUGGUGAGUCAGUUGGAUGUAGUUGAUGCUUCGAAGCAGUGGAAAACCUUCUUCAAAAGGAAAAAGAAUGUUGGAAGAAAGGAAUAUUUAAUGCAAGCUCCUACUUGCAGCUCAAAUUCUUUUGAAGCUUUGUCUGAAGAACAAGAACGUGUAAGGGUGGAAGACAGACAUAUUGAUACAGAAAAUAGAGAGGUGGGUAUAGAAGAAGAAGAAUUUACAAAUGAAGAUGGAAAUUCUUCAGAAGAAGUCCCGGUAGAAGGUGAGAUUGUAAUUCAGGUAAACCCCAACAACAUCCUUAAUUCGGAAUUACCUUUUCCAAUCUUUAGUGGGGAUGAAAACGGGAUGGAAGUGGAUGCUUUAAAAGAUGAUAAUGAAUCAGUGAAGACACAUGGGGUGGAAAGUGUUUUGAAAGAUAACCCUAUCAGGGCCCUUGAGUCUAGCACUCAAAAUGUGAAUGCUCUAAUCAAGUUCUCGGCUUUGCUAGGAGCACCUCGCGGUGGGUCGGAGAAACAAAGAAAAGAUAUGUUCACAGAACUAGCUCUUGAGUACCAAAAUAGGAAUCCUGUGGUUGAAAAGAGCAGAAAAGCGCCUAAGAUAGAAAAAUAAAUGAAAAAGCUUGGAGUUAAAAAAGAUUGUAACAAUGAAGCUCUUGGUAGAGGUCUUAGAAAGUCUGCAAAAAAGAAACGGUGAUGUUUUGCCGUAGGUAUUUCGUCUUUUGGAGUUGGUUGUGUUGAUCCUUUCCUUCUUGGGAUCUUGUAAGCCAUUUUUGGUCUAUGUCUUUAUUUUUUGUAUGCCCUUUUUUUUUUUUUUUUUUUUCCUCUUUUCUUGUUCAUGAUGUUCUUGAUUAA
Molecule: messenger RNA, 1568 nt
Organism: Papaver somniferum (opium poppy)
Lineage: Eukaryota; Viridiplantae; Streptophyta; Magnoliopsida; Ranunculales; Papaveraceae
Exons: 2
Coding region: 343-1326 (327 amino acids)
Source: RefSeq, a predicted model, not a curated record